CAACCCAAGGCGCGAGGAAAGAUGGCCGCGCGGUUGAAAGGUUUAGGUUGGGCCACCCGGCCGCUGCUGCCGGUGGUCCAAACUUGGGACUUCCACGCGCGGCGCUGGGUCCGGGCGCUGCGGCGGAGCCCCGUGAGAGCGGUGUUUCCAUCCGGACAGGUGGUGGAACGGAAGCCUGGUGCUGGGAAGCAGCCCCGCACAGCGGCGGCAGAGACCGCUCCCCACGAGCUGCGACGGAAGCCGUCGCUUCAGGUGCUUCCAUCCCAGAAGCCCUGCACCUGGGAAGAUUCGGGGCUUCGCUAUGAUAAAGCUUUACCCGGGGACAGAAGGCUGAGCAGUGUAAUGACAAUUGUUAAGUCCAGGUCAUUUCGGGAAAAGCAUGGGAAGAUCCUACUGGAAGGUCGCAGGCUGAUUGCAGAUGCUCUCAAGGCUGGUGCUGUACCAAAAGUUUUCUUCUUUAGCCGCCUGGAAUACAUAAAGGAGUUACCGGUUGAUAAGUUGAAAGGUGUCAGCCUCAUUAAAGUGAAAUUCGAGGAUAUCACGGUUUGGUCCGACCUAGUAACACCACAAGGAAUAAUGGGGAUUUUUGCCAAACCUGACCACGUUAAGAUGACCUACCCAGAGACUCAGCUUCGCCAUUCGCUGCCCUUAUUGUUGAUUUGUGACAAUCUCCGUGACCCUGGGAACCUGGGGACCAUUCUGAGAUCUGCUGCUGGUGCAGGCUGCCGCAAAGUGUUACUCAUCAAAGGCUGUGUGGAUGCCUGGGAACCCAAAGUUCUACGGGCAGCAAUGGGUGCACAUUUCCAGGUGCCCAUCGUCAGUAAUCUGGACUGGGAAACGGUGCCUGACCACCUGCCCACCGACACCCGCGUCUACGUGGCUGACAACUGUGGUCUUUACGCCCAGGCUCACAUGUCUAAUAAAGCCAUUGAUCACGGCUGGGUAUGUGAUCAACAACUCUCGAAGUUACACAAGUAUGAGGAGGAGGAGGAUCUAGAAGCUGGAGCCAGUAAAGCCUGGCUCCCUGAAGUUGAGGUGCAGAGUUAUGACUUGGACUGGACAGAGGCGCCAGCAGCUGUGGUGAUAGGCGGGGAGACCCACGGCGUGAGCCUGGAGUCCCUGCAAUUGGCCGAGAGCACCGGGGGCAAGAGGCUGUUGAUCCCCGUUGUGCCCGGUGUGGACAGCCUAAACUCGGCUAUGGCUGCAAGCAUCCUGCUUUUUGAAGGGAAAAGGCAACUGCGGGUAAGGGCAGAACACAUGAGCAGGGACAGAAUUUACACUGAGAGGGAUCGUGGAAGUCAGUCCUUGGUUUGAGGUGGUGCCCAGCGCCUGCUGCAUUGUUAAGAGACAGAUAGGCAGGAUCAGCUACUGGGGUUUCCCAGGCCCUUUUCAGGAGGCAAGAGGUGGGCAAGAUGUAAUAUGAUUAUUGGAAAAAUCAGGAUUUCCAUGAAUUUCUGCUUAUCCUCAAAAGUAACAAGGGUGAGAAUUCUUUCUGAGGUCUCCCCCAGCUCCCAAGAGAGCCCAGAGAGCAAGCGUGACUCGUGCCCCAAGUAGUGGCAGAGUUGGAUUGCUUCGGUAUGCUUGACGGGAGGGGGUUUUGCAGGAACAGUCUCUGGCUGGCUGUGCUCUCCCAGGCUGGUGCCCCACUGUGGUCUGGGCCUGCCCAGGGCCUCAUACAGAUGUUUGAUGCAAGUGGCCCACGGAUUGUUCUUGAGACCCUCGAGGCCCCGUCAGCUUUUAGAAGGUAGAAGAGCCCACAGUGUUCAUACAGUACUAAGCCCGCCGAGGCUGGGGCCAUGGUCCUCCAGCUUCACCAGGGUCACGAGGCCUGUCACACCAGCAGGCUAGAUCUGGGAGGCAGCUCAGUACCCCUGGAGUCUGUUGACGUUUGUUCUCUCGGCAUCUUGGAAAAGUGCUAAGAAAACGAGGUCACUGAAAGGAUGAAGCCAGCGUCCUGAAGGCUUGUCCCUGGAUUGUUGUUCCUGCUGAUUUUUGUUAAAAAUAAAGAUCAAUGGGGCACC
Molecule: messenger RNA, 2021 nt
Organism: Suricata suricatta (meerkat)
Lineage: Eukaryota; Metazoa; Chordata; Mammalia; Carnivora; Herpestidae
Gene: MRM3
Product: mitochondrial rRNA methyltransferase 3
Exons: 4
Coding region: 22-1314 (430 amino acids)
Biological process (GO): RNA processing
Molecular function (GO): RNA binding; RNA methyltransferase activity
Source: RefSeq, a predicted model, not a curated record